AUGUCUAUUGUAACGCGCGAACAGAUUGAAAAUACACGUAGGUGGGUAGACGCAUUCUUCAAAGCAUGUGAUUCAUUUGAUGUCAACGAUUGGAUUACUGACUUUUUCCAACCGGAUGCAACUAUUCAUCUCGGCAAUCAUCCGGUCAUGCAAGGACACGAGCAAAUUAUUAAGCAAUAUGAAGGCUACUAUUCGUUUUUAUCAUUUGUUGAACAUACAGUUCAAAGUGUGGAUAUUUCAGCGGAACGGUGCUAUGUUCGUGUUCGAGUAGCAUCAAUUUUAAAAAACGAUCCGGAACAACUGCCGAUCGUUCUGGAAGGAUUGAUGAUUAUUGGAAAGAAAUCCGACGACGAAAAAUUGGAUUACUUCAAUGUUUAUAUUGAUUCGAUUCCUCUUUUGAGAAGAUUUCAGAUGUGCAUGUAG
This is a messenger RNA of Adineta ricciae, 423 nucleotides long. NCBI's taxonomy places the organism in Eukaryota, Metazoa, Rotifera, Eurotatoria, Adinetida, Adinetidae. The record is from the annotation of a GenBank genome assembly.